Centropristis striata (black sea bass) is the source of this 2581-nucleotide messenger RNA. It is a transcript of the gene rab3b, whose product is annotated as RAB3B, member RAS oncogene family. Lineage: Eukaryota; Metazoa; Chordata; Actinopteri; Perciformes; Serranidae. Gene Ontology annotation, biological process: protein secretion; regulation of exocytosis; protein localization to plasma membrane. Gene Ontology annotation, molecular function: GTPase activity; GTP binding. The transcript has 5 exons. The coding region runs from base 382 to 1035 and encodes 217 amino acids. Gene Ontology annotation, cellular component: plasma membrane; endosome; synaptic vesicle. The record is from RefSeq and is a predicted model, not a curated record.
UUUGCAAACAUUCCGCUCCGCCUCGGAUCAGCAGCAUGUCAGCGGAGAGCCGUGCGUAAAGAAGCUGCGUGAGGCGUUCAGGAACGAGACGUUUCACACACAGUUUCACCUCAUUUCUGCGAGGAAGGAAGGAAAAAAAAAACCCUCUCUGCUGAUUAGAAGACGACGCAGCCGGCACUCCUGGUUCUCAGCUGCUGCACAGACGGUCGGACGCGUCGCUCUGCCGAGGAUAAUAACACCUGUUUUAUUAUUAUUAUUAUUAUUAUUUAUUAGUGAUUAUUAUUAUUAUUCUGUUGAGGGGGAGCAGCUGCCUCCAUCAGGUGCAGAGAGAGAGAGAGAGAGAGAGAGAGAGAGAGAGAGCAUCAGAUCCGCCCAGCAGAGAUGGCGAAGGCAGACCAGCGUUUCGGGCAGCGGGACGGCUCCGACCAGAACUUUGACUACAUGUUCAAGCUGCUGAUCAUCGGGAACAGCAGCGUGGGGAAAACCUCCUUCCUGUUCCGCUACGCCGACGACUCCUUCAGCAACUCCUUCGUCAGCACCGUCGGCAUCGACUUCAAGGUGAAGACGGUUUAUCGCAACGACAAGAGGAUCAAGCUGCAGAUCUGGGACACGGCGGGGCAGGAGCGCUACCGCACCAUCACCACGGCGUACUACCGCGGCGCCAUGGGCUUCAUCCUCAUGUAUGACAUCACCAACGAGGAGUCCUUCAACGCCGUCCAGGACUGGGCGACUCAGAUUAAGACGUACUCGUGGGACAAUGCCCAGGUCAUCAUGGUCGGCAACAAGUGCGACAUGGACGAGGAGAGAAUCGUUCCUCCGGAGAAAGGCAAACACCUCGCCGACCAGCUAGGCUUCGAGUACUACGAGGCGAGCGCCAAGGAGAACAUCAACGUGCGGCAGGUGUUCGAGCGGCUGGUGGACAUCAUCUGCGUGAAGAUGUCGGAGCGCGUGGACGUGGAGGUCCCGGCCGCUCCGGGGACCAAGACCACCAGACUGACGGACAAGCCCGCCCAGCUACCUCAGAAGUGCUGCUGAUCGCCUCCCGUCCCCCUAAAGCUCUCCAAGAAAAAGAAAAAAACAGAUUUAACUAUUGUAACAUUCCUCCACUCUCUCUCUCUGCUUCGGUCCAUGUUUGUGAGCAGUCAAUAAUCACUACUGCCAGUUAUUUAGUCCGUCUCAUCCCCGUCCCGUCUCCAGUUCACCCAGUUCACCCAGUUCACCAGGUCGUCUCACGGAGGCGGAGGAGCAGCGCGGCAGUGCACGCCGCUGCACAGAAACUCUUAAUGUGGCGGGUUUAGAAGCACAAUAACUUCUCAAAACAAAGAUAAAUCAACAAAAAGCACAACAAGGGAGCUAAUAUCAUAUUAUACCGUAUCAUUUAAUAUAAUUGAUGCCUUUCUGAAGAGUUAACGCUUGAAAAUAUUCAGCAGCAAAUUCAAAUUCUGCCCCAGUUUACAGGGUGAACGACAUGUUUACUGUUAAUAAACCUGCCGUAUUAAAACAGGAAACAAGUUGUUCAGUCCAACACUGUUCACCACAUCAUUAAAAAAAACGUUUUUCUGCGUUUAGUCAGGACGUGUAAAAGAACUGAGACGGUAUUAGAGGCGAGGCUCCGUUCAUUCCUAUGAAAGUUGCUUAGUUGUGCAUGAAGCCAAAAAAAGUUCAACUUCCAUGCAUGAAAUUCAGAGCAAAUUCAGUUGUCUACUUCCAGUUUCUGCUAAUUUGAAUGGUGAUAAAAAUGUUUUUCUUUUAAAAAAUGCAGCAAAUUGACUUCAGGCCGGAUUCAAACCCCCGACAAGGACUCGGCCUUAGUGGUAUGUGCUCGGAUUUAAUCAUUUUUGACUCUUAUCAGACCAAAUUUAGCAAAUUUUGUGAGCCAAUUUUACAAGUCAUUUGGCUCGUUACCUUAAAGAAAAUGUUUCUGCUGACACGGUGGAGCAGUGGUUGCAGUGGUUGUAGUGGUUGUAGUGGUGCACUUCGCCUCACAGGGAGAAGGUUGCAAGUUCUGCUCCCACAGUCCAAAGACAUGAAGCUUGGGCUUAAUUCUUUAACUCUAAAUUGCCCGUAGGAGUGAAUGAGAGCCCUCUGCAACCUAAGAUCAGAUAAUCGAGAAUUCUUUAACUAAAGAAUUUAUAGACGCGACUUUUCCAGCAGAAGUUUAAGAGAAAAGAUGUUUUUUUGACAAACUCAGAAGUUUUAAUUUUACCAUUUGGCCCAUACACUGCAAGUUAUUUGGUACAUACCAAGAUAAAUUUCUUCUUUUUAAAGUGUUCAACAUGCUUAUUUCUAGAUUUAAUCAUCUCAAUUCAAGAAAUAUUGUCAAGUGAAAUAAUUUCCCUCAGAUUUACUGUUUUAUCUGGUUUUUAGACUAAACACAUUUUUUGCAUACUCAAGUAAAGUACAAGUACCUCCAAAACUGUACUUGAGUAAAUGUACUUUGCACCACUGCGAGUGUGUUUGUUGCUCUGAGCUUAAACCAGAAACCCAAAUAAUCCAGUUUUAUAUGAUAUUAUCGGUUUAAUCGAGGUAAAAAACGACAGUAAUUAUAAAGAUUUAGAGAUGUUCAGCGUGCUACACACUG